AUGGCAGCAAAUGCGCCGCGCGUGGACUGGGCAGCCCUCAAGGCCUGGGUCGCCGAGAAGGAAACCUACGAAGCUCAACAUGGACAUCCCGCUCCCCUCUCCGAAGAACAGGCCACAGCAAUCGCCAUUCUGCUCCGACCGCCAACGCGCCCGGAACCGACCCUCGGAACCCAGAACUGGAUCGGCACUCUCAACCACUUCCUUCAAGUCCGCAAUCAAAGGGUGAUCUUUACAGACGAACCCCGCCAGGACCCGCGCCUGGGCAAAGCCCCCGAGCUGCGCUGGGCCUGCUUCGUCACCUUCGACACCACGGGCGACAGGUUCCCGCGUCCCGGUCACGGGGUCGAGGACGGCGCGCCUAAGAGCCCCGACUUCACCCGCAAGCAGGACGCGAAGCAGUUCGCCGCAAAGUGCGCAUGCGACUGGCUCAUGGACAACGGGCAGAUGCUCCCUAGCGGCGAGCUGCCCAAGUUCCCCCUCGCCUUCGGAUCUGCGCCCCCGCGAGCCGUCCCCGCCCCCCUCCUCGCUCCCGCUCCCGCUCCGGCCGUCUUACACGUCCCGGCGAAGCGGGCUCCGUCGAGCUCACCCCCGGCUGGCGUGCCCGGUGACAUCCCGGUGAAACAGGAACCCCAGCCGACGGCACCUCUCGCUUCAGUGUCUCCCAAACCCAAGCAGUCGCCCUCACCAAAGCAAAAACCCGCGAAGAACCCAAGGACGUCGUCCCCGCUAAAGGACUCCCCAUCACCUUCGUCAUCGUCCAACCCGAACUCCCUACUGGCGUCCGCAAACUCCUCCACCGCCACGACGCCGAACGCGGGCGCCGCCAUUCGGCCCCUCUCCCCAUCCGACCUGCCCUCGACGAAGCGCGUGGAACAGCUCGCCAACCGCCUGAACCUGCCCAUCCCUCGUUAUGUCCUGAGGGAAGACCCGACACUCCCGGGCGCCGACUUCUGGAACGGCACGGCCGACUUUGACGAUAACCCGCGCAUCCCGCCCGGGCUGGGGAAAGUCACCAAGGCUUUCACUAAAAGGGGCGCGAGAGAGAAGAUGGCCGAGGAGAUCUUGGCGUGGAUGCAUACCGAGCAGGACAAACGAAGCCAGAAGAGUAGGAGUGUGCUUGGGUCGUAG
This is a messenger RNA of Colletotrichum karsti, 1128 nucleotides long. RefSeq lists its product as uncharacterized. NCBI's taxonomy places the organism in Eukaryota, Fungi, Ascomycota, Sordariomycetes, Glomerellales, Glomerellaceae. The transcript is spliced from 2 exons. The coding region runs from base 1 to 1128 and encodes 375 amino acids. The record is from RefSeq and is a predicted model, not a curated record.